Messenger RNA from Mesorhabditis belari, 1701 nucleotides. NCBI's taxonomy places the organism in Eukaryota, Metazoa, Nematoda, Chromadorea, Rhabditida, Rhabditidae. The record is from the annotation of a GenBank genome assembly.
AUGAUCGGGAUAACGACGGUUGAUGUGAAGCCAUUCGAGGGACAAAAACCGGGAACGAGCGGGCUGAGGAAACGAGUAAAAGAAUGGCAACAGGAGCACUACACGGAGAAUUUCGUGCAAGCUGUUCUCGAUGGUGGACUUGGAGAUAAAAAGGUCGGCUCGACGGUCGUUGUUGGCGGUGAUGGACGAUUUUUGUGUGUGGAAGCGGUCAACGCGAUUAUUAAGAUUUCUGCGGCAAAUGGAAUUGGCCAUCUCAUUGUUGGACAAAACGGUUUCUUCUCCACCCCAGCUGUCUCCGGAAUCAUUCGUGCGGGAUUUCAAGGAAAACCCAUCGAUGGUGGAAUCAUUUUGACGGCAUCUCACAAUCCCGGUGGACCAAAGGGUGAUUUCGGAAUCAAAUUCAAUUGCGAGAAUGGUGGACCUGCACCAGAUUCGGUGACCGAUCGUAUCUACAAAAUAGCCUCUUAUUUAACAUCCUACCGAAUCUGUAACGAUUUGCAGUGUAACGUCGCGCAAACUGGACAAUAUACGUUUGAUGUUGAUGGCUUCGGGAAAUUUGUUGUCGAUGUAGUCGAUCCCUGCUCGGCUUAUGUGGACUUGAUGCGCUCGAUUUUCGACUUUGAUAAGAUCAAAGCCUUACUACAUGGUGAAAUCCUUGGGCGACCAUUCCGUGUACUUCUCGAUUCAAUGCAUGGCGCAACUGGACCCUAUGUGAGCUCGAUUCUUGCCGACAUCUUGAAGUGUGAUCCGGUCGAUUUAUUGAGAACAUUGCCAAAAGUCGACUUUGGUGGGUGUCAUCCCGAUCCCAAUCUCACCUACGCGAAAAGUCUCGUUGAUCAACUUGGCCAAGGACAACACGAUAUUGGAGCAGCUUUUGAUGGAGAUGGAGAUCGAAAUAUGAUCCUCGGAAAAAACGCCUUCUUCGUCACUCCAUCUGAUUCACUUGCCGUUAUCGCCGACAACAUUCAAUGCAUUCCGUACUUCAGAUCGAAAAAAGUUACAGGUUUUGCCCGAUCGAUGCCCACGGCUGCAGCUGUUGAUCUUGUUGCGAAAGCGAAAGGAGUCGAUAUUUUCGAGACACCGACUGGGUGGAAAUACUUUGGAAACCUGAUGGAUGCUGGAAGAAUGGUGCUUUGUGGAGAAGAAAGCUUUGGAACGGGUUCAGAUCAUAUUCGUGAAAAAGAUGGUGUUUGGGCUUUUCUCGCAUGGCUCCAAAUCGUUGCCGAGCGCAAAAUGGGCGUUGAAGAGCUCGUGAAAGCGCAUUGGGCAAAGUAUGGACGCAACGUUUUUACAAGAUACGACUACGAAAACGUGGAGGCCGGCGGUGCAAAUUUGUUGAUGACGUUUUUGGAGGCACAAAUGCUUGGAUUCAAGGGCAAAGAAAUGUCGGCAAACGGCGUUACUUACAAGGUAGAUACUGCUGACAAUUUCGAGUACAGAGACCCCGUCGAUGGAAGUCUGACCUCGAAACAGGGACUACGAAUCGUUUUCACCGAUGGAUCGCGCUUUGUUCUUCGACUCUCGGGUACUGGAUCGGCUGGAGCAACAAUUCGUCUGUAUGUGGAUUCUUAUGUGGCUCCAUCAGAUCAGUCGAAGCUUUUACUCCCGGCACAGGAACUCCUCCGUCCACUCGUUUUGAUAGCGCUCGAGGUGUCGAAAAUGGAGCAAUUCACUGGCAGACGAGAGCCAACUGUUAUCACA